GAUCCCCAUCGUAGAAGGCCAUGGACAAGAAGAAGUGGCUAUAAAAGUACUGAGCAUCUAGUUAACCAGCAUCAGUUCAAAUCCAAGAAAUUAAAGUGAAUUUAUAACAAUGUUUAAAGAGCUCCUCUUUUUGUGUAUGAUCUUGGCUGUAGCUAUGGCAGCUCCAGCUGAGCAAGGCGAUCAUGCAGCUGACUUAGAACCAGUGCCAGCUGCCUUAGAACCAGCUGCAGCUGAUUUAGAAACAGCGGCAUCUGCUCAUCAUGGAUAUGGGGGAUAUGGUGGAUAUGGAGGAUAUGGUCGUGGAGGAUAUGGUGGUUAUGGAGGAUAUGGUGGAUAUGGAGGAUAUGGAGGAUAUGGUGGAUAUAGAGGAUAUGGUGGAUAUGGUGGAUAUGGACACCACCACCACCAUCACCAUGGAUAAAUAAUUAAAACAGAUUGGCCAAAUUAAUUUAAUGUGUAAAUAAUAAAUUAUAUUUAAAAAAUAAAAUAUUCAUUCAACAA
Messenger RNA from Diabrotica virgifera virgifera (western corn rootworm), 501 nucleotides. RefSeq lists its product as uncharacterized. Bases 110 to 421 code for a protein of 103 amino acids. The transcript has 2 exons. The record is from RefSeq and is a predicted model, not a curated record. Lineage: Eukaryota; Metazoa; Arthropoda; Insecta; Coleoptera; Chrysomelidae.